This is a messenger RNA of Hippocampus comes (tiger tail seahorse), 823 nucleotides long. Its product is annotated as potassium channel subfamily T member 2-like. Bases 238 to 801 code for a protein of 187 amino acids. Gene Ontology annotation, cellular component: plasma membrane. The record is from RefSeq and is a predicted model, not a curated record. Gene Ontology annotation, molecular function: outward rectifier potassium channel activity; intracellular sodium-activated potassium channel activity. Gene Ontology annotation, biological process: potassium ion transmembrane transport. The transcript is spliced from 6 exons. NCBI's taxonomy places the organism in Eukaryota, Metazoa, Chordata, Actinopteri, Syngnathiformes, Syngnathidae.
GAGCACAUUUGUGUUGUUCCAUUUGUCUUCAGUGCUUGUGGCAUCCAGCACCUAGAGAGAGCUGGAAAGCACCUGACCCUGUUUGACUCCUUUUACUUCUGCAUCGUGACCUUCUCCACCGUGGGCUACGGAGAUGUGACGCCUCAGAUCUGGCCCUCACAGCUACUGGUGGUCAUCCUCAUCUGCGUGGCCCUGGUGGUGCUCCCGCUGCAGUUUGAAGAGCUUGCGUACCUGUGGAUGGAGAGCCAGAAAUUAGGCGGAAACUACAGUCGCCACCGAGCACAGACGGAGAAGCAUGUGGUGUUGUGUGUCAGCUCGCUGAAGAUAGACCUGCUGAUGGAUUUCCUCAAUGAGUUCUAUGCUCAUCCCAGGUUGCAGGAUUAUUACGUGGUGAUCCUGUGUCCCACCGAUAUAGACAUUCAGGUUCGCCGCAUUCUCCAGAUACCGCUGUGGUCCCAGAGGGUCAUCUACCUUCAAGGAUCCGCUCUCAAAGACCAGGACCUGAUGAGGGCCAAAAUGGACGAUGCCGAGGCUUGUUUCAUCCUCAGCAGCAGGAAUGAGGGUGACCGAACUGCUGCAGACCAUCAGACUAUUUUGAGGGCUUGGGCCGCAAAGGACUUUGCUCCUAACUGUCCGCUCUACGUACAGAUUCUCAAGCCAGAAAACAAAUUCCACGUUAAAUUUGCCGAUCACGUCGUAUGUGAAGAGGAAUUCAAGUACGCCAUGCUUGCACUGAACUGCGUGUGUCCGGCCAUGUCCACCUUAGUGACGCUCCUCGUUCACACCUCCAGAGGACAGUAAGUGCGCAAACACUUCUGUGACU